Molecule: messenger RNA, 1043 nt
Organism: Guillardia theta CCMP2712
Lineage: Eukaryota; Cryptophyceae; Pyrenomonadales; Geminigeraceae
Exons: 4
Coding region: 10-936 (308 amino acids)
Molecular function (GO): hydrolase activity
Source: RefSeq, a predicted model, not a curated record
AGGCUGGACAUGCGGUCCUGCACGCCUCUCGCCAUCUUCCUAUUCGGUGCCCUCGCGUCUGAAUUUCCAUGUGCGCUCGGGUUUCUUCCUUCAGCUCCUCUCAGAGCCCAUCAUGGUAGAGUAGCUCGCUCUCAUAGCAUGAAGGCGACGGGUCUCAAGGCGAAGCUUGAGGCCGUGUUCUUCGACUGCGACGGAGUGCUGGCAGACACAGAGAGAGACGGUCAUCGCAUCGCCUUUAACUUGGCCUUCGAAGAAGCGGGUCUCAAGAAUGGCGACAAGCUCAUGCAAUGGGAUGAAGAGCUGUACGGCAAGCUGGUGGAGAUCGGAGGAGGAAAGGAGAGGAUGAUGGGAUACUGGGAGUCGAUCGGCUUCCAGGAGGGGAACUGGGAGUUGGCCAAGAUGCUGCACGAGAGGAAGACGCAGAUCUUCAAGGAGCUCAUCGCGGCAGGUAAGAUUCCCCUUCGCCCUGGUGUGACGCGCAUCGUCGACGAGGCGCUGGCUGCGGGGGUGUACAUCGGGGUUUGCUCGACCUCCAACGAGAAGGCUGUGCAGCAGAUCGUCGACAUGAUGGGCCCUGACCGCGCCAAGGAGAUCUCUAUCUUCGCUGGCGACUGCGUCCCACGCAAGAAGCCUUCUCCGGACAUCUACAACCUUGCCAAGAACUUCUUCCGCGUGCGACCCGAGGACAGUGUGGUGAUCGAGGACAGCAGGAUUGGGCUUGAGGCUGCCAAGGCUGCCGACAUGUCCUGCCUCAUCACCAAGUCGACCUACACGCGCAAUGAAGAUUUCUCGGAAGCUGACAUGGUCGUCGACGACCUCGACGCUGGAAAGAUUGAUCUUGAUAGGCUUGAAGGUCUCGCGAUCUCAACCGCUUGGGAGGACUGGGGCAUCGACCGCGACGUGUUUAACGCUGGUGUCGGUCGUGGACGAUGGUGAAGAUUUCUCCCUCUUGCUCCUCGCAGUACUGGAGGUCAAGUCAGCUGCUGCUGCCUCGUCCUGCUCACUCACCGGAUGGGAUAAAGUUUAUCGAACGCCUCCGUGAG